Polistes canadensis is the source of this 2083-nucleotide messenger RNA. RefSeq names its product ATP-dependent RNA helicase p62-like. Lineage: Eukaryota; Metazoa; Arthropoda; Insecta; Hymenoptera; Vespidae. Bases 207 to 1877 code for a protein of 556 amino acids. Gene Ontology annotation, cellular component: cytoplasm; nucleus; ribonucleoprotein complex. The record is from RefSeq and is a predicted model, not a curated record. The transcript has 8 exons. Gene Ontology annotation, molecular function: RNA helicase activity; ATP binding; RNA binding.
GUGCGCAGAAUUGUUACCCCCACCACUAAUUUUAGGAAGUAGAAUCUUAGGUGACUCAUAUCCGGCAUCUGCCUGGGUCGUUCUUUCUGUCCCUGGUAGCAGCGCGGAAAUCUUUGCUGCUUUCAGUUAAAGAAAAAAAAAAAGUUUCAACGACUACACACCAUAUACAUUCUCUUCUGGGACUAAAGCAGUUACAACUAUUCAACAUGAUACGAACCAGGAGUACUAUUCUUGGAAUAAUAAGAAUUGGGACUUACGGAUCUAUGUCUGGUGGUUAUCGUAGCAAUGGCGCCAGCCAUCGCGGAGGAGUAAGCCAAAGAAAUGGGUAUGGCAGUAGUAAUACAAACAAUAGAUUUGGAAGUCGUAAUGGCGGUACUGGUGGAAAUAGUGGAGGAGGUCUUGCUAGUCGCGGUCAACGUAAUGCCAAUGUAGCUGGUACUAAUUUGAGAAAACCUAAUUGGGAUUAUGAAAAUUUGAAACCAUUUAAAAAAGAUUUUUAUGUACCACACCCGAAUGUACAAUCGCGUCAUCCUCGUGAAGUCGAUUCGUUUAGAGAAGAAAACAAAAUUACUCUUAAGGGAGAGAAAAUACCCAAUCCAAUUCAAUUUUUUGAAGAAGGAAACUUUCCAGAAUACGUUAUGCAGGCUAUUAGAAAGCAAGGUUUUACAGAACCAACUGCCAUACAAGCUCAAGGCUGGCCAAUUGCUAUGUCUGGACUUAAUAUGGUUGGAAUUGCACAAACUGGAUCUGGAAAAACUUUAGGAUACAUAUUACCUGCUAUUGUACACAUUAAUAGUCAGCAGCCUUUGAAUAGGGGAGAUGGUCCUAUUGCUCUCGUCUUAGCUCCGACUCGAGAACUUGCUCAACAAAUACAAAGCGUUGUUAAUGAUUUUGGAUCAUUGUCUUAUGUAAGGAAUACUUGUAUUUUUGGCGGCGCACCAAAAGGCAGCCAAGCACGUGAUCUUGAACGUGGAGUUGAGAUUUGCAUAGCAACACCAGGACGUCUUAUCGAUUUCUUAGAACGUGGUACGACUAAUUUACGCAGGUGUACAUAUCUGGUAUUGGACGAAGCCGAUCGUAUGUUAGAUAUGGGUUUCGAACCGCAAAUUAGAAAAAUCAUAGAACAAAUCAGACCAGAUAGACAAGUACUCAUGUGGUCAGCUACUUGGCCGAAAGAAGUAAGAAAUUUAGCUGAAGAAUAUCUAACAGACUAUACUCAAUUAAAUAUUGGAUCUUUAACUUUGGCGGCUAAUCACAACAUCUUACAAAUAGUCGAUGUUUGUCAAGAACAUGAAAAAGAAUCAAAAUUGGGAACUCUAUUACAAGAAAUUGGCAAUGUUAAUGAUGACGGUGGAAAGACUAUCAUCUUUGUAGAAACUAAAAAGAAAGUUGAAAAUAUCACUAGGAAUAUUAGGAGGUACGGUUGGCCUGCAGUGUGCAUGCAUGGUGAUAAGUCGCAACAAGAAAGAGAUUAUGUUUUAAGAGAAUUCAGGAACAAGAAAGGUUCUAUUCUUGUAGCAACGGAUGUUGCUGCACGUGGAUUGGAUGUUGACGAUGUAAAAUAUGUGAUCAACUUCGAUUACCCAUCAUCGUCUGAAGACUAUAUACACAGAAUUGGACGAACAGGACGUUCACAAAGCACAGGAACAAGCUACGCAUUCUUCACACCACAAAAUAGCAGACAAGCUAAAGACUUGAUAAAUGUACUUCAAGAGGCUAAUCAAAUCAUCAACCCCAAAUUAUCCGAAUUGGCUACGAGAACUGGUGGUGGUGGCUACAACCGCAAUCGUUGGGGAUAUCAAGCACGUGGUAGGGAAAACACAUUCUCCGGAGCACACAAACGUUUCGACAGUGCGAGAAAUAAUUAUAACAGUUGAUUGGACACGAUAUCUAUUUUCAUACGCGGUACUGAACUAGUUUUACAUACAAUUAAAACCUAAUUUUAAUUUCAUUAGAAAAAGGAAGCUUCGUAUAACUUAUCUGUUAACACAACAUCAAAGGGUUUGCGGAACAUUAUUAUUAAUUUUUUUUUUCAUCUGGCCAAAUUGUCUUCCUCCGUUUUGUCAUAAAUAUUUAUGAUCGA